This is a messenger RNA of Hevea brasiliensis (rubber tree), 3252 nucleotides long. RefSeq lists its product as uncharacterized. Lineage: Eukaryota; Viridiplantae; Streptophyta; Magnoliopsida; Malpighiales; Euphorbiaceae. The record is from RefSeq and is a predicted model, not a curated record. Bases 1 to 3252 code for a protein of 1083 amino acids. The transcript is spliced from 6 exons.
AUGGCUGUGGUGAAGAAAAUAUAUAUCAUGUCUGUAGAUCGUAGUUGGAUGUAUAAGCGAUUAGAUGUCAAUGGCUUCCUUAAUCCUGAAUUUGAGGUUAGGGUGGAGUAUUUUUUAAAUUUUGCCUAUGCACAAGUAGAUGUUGCCUCCAAUGACAAGAUUCGUUGUCCUUGUUCUAAAUGUAAGAACAAGAAAUACCUACAAAGAAUUGAUGUCACCCAUCACUUGUAUAAAUUUGGAUUUGUUAGGGCAUAUACUCAGUGGGAUGCGCAUGGUGAAGGUUUCACAUCUGAAUUUAAUUCUUUACCAACUUCUAGUACUUCAAUUGAUGAUAUGACUCAACCAACUGAUACAAAUAAUUAUAGAAGUAUGGUUAUGGAAGCAAUGAAUUUUGAUGAGGAUAUGGCUGGAGUGAGAAAUUGUUUCAUGGGCCUUGAACAAGAGGAACCAAAUCCAAGUGCUUCAAGUUUCUAUGGCUUGUUACAUGAUGCUAAUGCUCCCUUAUGGGAAGGUUGCAAUAAUCAUACACGCUUAUCAGCUGUAUCUCAACUAUUAAAUUGCAUGUCAGAUUUCCACAUUAUUCAUAAUUGUUUUGACAAUUUAUUAUCAAUAAUAAAGAGCAUGCUACCAGAAGGUAAUCUCUUGCCAAGCAACUUCUACAACACGAAAAAGAUGAUGUCAACUCUGGGGCUUGGUUAUCAAAAAAUCGAUGUUUGUGUCAACAAUUGCAUGCUAUAUUACAAAGAAAACAGUGAUGGAACAUCAUGUAAAACUUGCGGUCACCCUCGGUAUAAGCCAAGGAAAUCAGGUACGGCUCGACAAAAAAAUCUACCAUUUAAAGUGUUACGUUACUUGCCUUUGAUUCCUAGGCUUCAAAGGUUGUUUAUGUCAUCCAAAACCGCAGCGCACAUGGUAUGGCAUGCUUUUAACCAACAUACAGAUGGGACUAUGUCACAUCCUGUUGAUAGUGAGGCAUGGAAGCACUUCGAUCGCACUUAUCCUUUGUUUGCAUCUGACCCUAGGAAUGUUCGGCUUGGAUUAUGCACUGAUGGAUUCAAUCCCUUUGGGCAACGUUCUAAUCCUUACUCUUGUUGGCCAGUAAUAAUUGCAGUGUAUAACUUACCUCCUUGGAUGGCCAUGAAAAAACCUUAUAUGUUCUUGAAUAUGGUGAUUCCGGGACCUAAAAGCCCUGGCAAGAGUUUGGAUGUGUUCUUGAGGCUUUUGAUUGAUGAGUUGAAAAUGUUAUGGACUGAAGGAGUUUUGACUCAUGAUAUUCAUACUAAGCAGAACUUUCAUAUGAAAGCAGCACUUUUAUGGACAGUAAGCGAUUUUCCUGCAUAUGGUAUGUUAUCCGGAUGGAGCACACAUGGAAAAUUGGCUUGUCCGUAUUGCAUGGAAGGUAGUAAAGCUUUUGUUCUUGAACACGGUGGGAAAGCAUCAUUCUUUGAUUGUCAUCGCCAAUUUCUUCCUCUCAACCAUCCAUACAGAAGACAAAAAGAUAAAUUCAAAAAAGGUGUCAUAGAAAGGAGUGCACCCCCUCCUCGUUUGUCUGGUGAUGUUAUACAAAAUCGAGUAAAUUCACUACCUGAUAUUGUAUUUGGGACAACUGGUGGGAAGCAAACAAUACCUGGAUUUGGUGUACACCAUAAUUGGGUCAAGAGGAGUAUAUUUUGGGAGCUUCCAUAUUGGAAUUCAAAUUUAAUUCGGCAUAAUUUAGAUGUGAUGCAUAUAGAGAAGAAUGUGUUUGACAAUGUAUUCUACACAGUUAUGGAUGUGAAUGGGAAAACUAAGGACAACUCCAAAGCAAGAGAGGACUUAAAAGUUUAUUGCAAGCAUCCUGAAUUACACUUAGUGCAAUAUAGUGGUAGAGUAUGCAAACCUAAAGCCACUUAUACUUUGAAUAAAGAACAAAAACAAAUAAUUUGUCAGUGGCUAAAUGAUUUGAGAUUGCCUGAUGGAUAUGCUUCCAACAUCGCACGGGCUGUAAGUGUGGAUGACUUUUGGGAUGCAUUAACUGAGCUUAGUCAUUUUUUUAGGGACAUUACUACAACUAUACUAUUUGUGGACAAUAUUGAGAUAUUAGAAAAAAACAUUAUUGAAACAAUUUGCAAGUUAGAAAAGAUAUUCCCACCGGGUUUCUUUGACUCAAUGGAGCAUUUGCCUAUUCAUAUUGCUUAUGAGGCCAAAGUAGGUGGACCAGUGCAAUAUCGUUGGAUGUAUCCAUUCGAGCGGUUCCUUUUUGACUUGAAGAAAAAAGUCCGAAAUAAAGCUUCUGUUGAGGGUUCAAUUGUCGAGGCAUACAUUAUUGAGGAAAUAUCAACCUUUUGUUCUCAUUACUUUGAGCCACAAAUCCCAACAAGAUUAAACAAAGUUCCAAGAAAUGAUGAUGGGGGAAACAUUGAACCAAUGGGGAGCAUUUCAAUUUCACUCAUUCAGGUCGACCUUUUGGUCGAAUAUCACAUAGAAGGAUCAUGUCAAAUGAGGAGUAUUCUGCUGCUCAUAUUUAUGAUGUUUGAUAACCAUUUACGAGGUAUAAUACCAGAUAUCAAUGACCAACAAUUGGAACAAUUGCGGGAACAAGACUUUGCAAAUUGGUUCAAAGAAUAUGUAGAGAAGAAUGAAGUUGAAGAGCGCAUCUACCAAAUAGCUCAGGGCCCUGGACGUACAGUUCAAUCAUAUAAGGGGUACUUUGUGAAUGGUUUUAAAUUUCAUACACAUGAUUAUGGUAGAGAUCGAAAAACAUUGAAUAGUGGUGUUUGGGUGAAAGGAAGUUGUUACAAUGAAUAUGAAAGUGAUUAUUAUGGUUUGUUGAAUGAGGUACUACAGUUGGAGUAUUUUGGAGUAGGAAACAAUAUAAUUCUUUUCAAAUGUGAAUGGUUUGACACUAAUAAAGGGAUAAGAGUCCAUCCUCAGCAUGGGCUUAUAGAAAUUCAUCCCAAAUCAAGGCUUGCCUCUAAUGAUCCAUUUAUUUUAGCCCAUCAAGCUCAACAAGUGUGUUACACAAAAUAUCCUGCAAUUAAUAAAACAAGGGGUGAUUGGUGUGCAGUAUUCAAAACCAAAGCUAGGAGCACAUUUAACAUUCAUAAGGUGGUUGAUAUAGGUGAUAACCGGUUUAUUUCUGAUGAGGUCGCUUACCAAGAAGAUGAUAUCUCUCGACCUUUAGAAAUUUUACCAACUACUGAACUUGAUGAUACAUGCUUGCUACUUGAUUCAAAUCAUAUAGUAGAGUUAGAUGAAAUACAAAAAGGGUAA